AAACAAUGCGUACUUUUCCGGCAGUUAUACGACUUUUUCUUAAUUACCCAAACCCUAAGAACUCGUUCAGGUUAAGUUGCAGUCUACUUGAUUCCGCACUCCAGAGCAGACAACUCGAAAAUGAGGCUGAGUUUGUAUCUGAUUGUAGCCAUCGGCCUGGUAGACGCGCACUGCGUAUCCCUAAGAUACAUUCUGAAUGCUCUCGAGGAAGAGCUGCAAUACAGAGCGAUUCUCCUAGUGGAAAGUUCGAGUGAAAGUGAAUCGUGCUGGGAGCACAGGUACCUUCAAGGAGCGGUGCCAAUUCUGAACUUUAAUUCGAAUCAAAGUUUGUAUCUGAAAGAUGCGUUUAAUACGAAUAUACUGGCACUAGUUUGCCUAAACGAAAACGUAGAGAGCACCAUGCAGGCUCUCUACGAAAAUCUCGAGGACAUGCGCGACACGCCCACCAUACUAUUCCUUCUUUCGGAUUCCGAAGUCCAGGAUGUCUUUCUGGAGUGUCUGAGGAGCAAAAUGCUGAAUGUCUUGGCUUUCAAAGGAUUGGACAGGGGGUUCGUCUACAGCUAUCGUGCUUUCCCCACAUUUCGAGUCAUAGAGCGCGACGUUAUGGACAUCCUCCAGUACUUCGAGCACCAACUCGAAGAUCUCGGUGGCCAUACCCUGACUACUCUGCCCGACAACAUUGUCCCGCGAACUGUGGUCUACAGGAGCCCGGAUGGAAGUCGCCGGCUGGCUGGAUAUCUGUACCCCUUCAUGCUGAACUAUGUGAGCACCAUCAACGCAACCCUCAAGAUCCUCUGGCAUCUGGUUCCCGAGGACGGCAUGAUCCAUUUGGGUGAGGUAGUCAGGCUCUCGGAGAUCCAUGAUGUGGAUUUCCCACUGGGCAUCCAUGGCAUUGAGCACGGGUCGACCAGCCAAAACGUUCCUUUGGAGAUCUCCAGCUGGUUCCUCAUGCUGCCCAUGGAGCCCUCCCUUCCUCGGGCUCAAUUUUUCAUCAUGUUGGGGUUUGAGAAGAUAACGCCAGUGCUGCUGCUGCUCACAAUCCUCCUGAGCACUGCCCAUCGGAUUGAGGUGGGCUUGCGUCCCAGCUGGCGCUGCUACGUCCUGGGUGACAGAGUCCUGCGAGGAGCACUAGCCCAGGCAUUCUUCCUACCCAGAAGGCUCUCCGUUAAGCUCAUGCUGGUUUACUCGCUGAUCCUGCUGAAUGGAUUCACCUUCAGCAACUAUGCCAUCACCAGUCUGGAGACCUGGCUCGUGCAUCCCCCCUCGGGACAUCCAAUCCACAGCUGGGAGCAAAUGCGCACCUUGAACCUGAAAGUCCUUAUUGUCCCCUCCGAGCUGGAUUCCAUGACCAAAGCCCUGGGCGAGGAAUUCACGGAGAGCAACAGCGAUCUCUUCGAACUCUCCAAAUCGGGCAAUUUCCAAGACAAGCGUUUGGCUAUGGACCAAUCCUACGCCUAUCCUGUGACGUGCACCCUGUGGCCACUGCUGGAGCACGCCCAGAUCCGCCUGCCGAAGCCAGAGUUCCGACGAUCCCGGGAGAUGGUGCUCAUACCGCUGCUUAUCAUGGCCAUGCCCUUGCCCAAGAACUCCAUGUUCCACAAGUCACUGAGUCGGUACAGGGCACUCACCCACCAGAGCGGCUUGUACGAGUUUUGGUUCAAGCGGAGCUUCAACGAGUUGGUUGCCCUCCGGAAGAUCCACUACAAGGUGAAUGAUGAUCAUCAGACGUAUCGAGACUUCGAGUGGCAGGACUUUAGCUACGUGUGGCUGGGCUUCGUGGGCGGAACCAUCGCUAGUUCCCUGGUCCUCCUCGCCGAGAUUGGAUACCACAGGCGGCAACUAAAUUAGAAUUAGCAUUGAACUUGAGUAAAUAAACACUAUGACAUUCUA
Messenger RNA from Drosophila mauritiana, 1890 nucleotides. RefSeq lists its product as uncharacterized. NCBI's taxonomy places the organism in Eukaryota, Metazoa, Arthropoda, Insecta, Diptera, Drosophilidae. The transcript has a single exon. Bases 121 to 1848 code for a protein of 575 amino acids. The record is from RefSeq and is a predicted model, not a curated record.